Messenger RNA from Falco peregrinus (peregrine falcon), 6834 nucleotides. It is a transcript of the gene KCNJ5, whose product is annotated as potassium inwardly rectifying channel subfamily J member 5. The record is from RefSeq and is a predicted model, not a curated record. The transcript has 7 exons. Lineage: Eukaryota; Metazoa; Chordata; Aves; Falconiformes; Falconidae. Gene Ontology annotation, cellular component: plasma membrane. Gene Ontology annotation, biological process: regulation of monoatomic ion transmembrane transport; potassium ion import across plasma membrane. Bases 2360 to 3652 code for a protein of 430 amino acids. Gene Ontology annotation, molecular function: G-protein activated inward rectifier potassium channel activity.
AUCAACCUCUUAUUCCAGAAAAUUUCUGUCUCUGGAGCCAGUAUUUAUCAUACCCAAUUUAGUUAUUGAAGUGUCUAAAUCAGAAACCUAGGCUCCAUCUUUUGUCCAUGGAAAGAGAGAGAGAGAGAGAGAAAGUGGCAGAGCAGCCAGAGCUGGAGGAGGUGACGUGUCCCGCCUGAGGCCGGUGGCAGAGCUGGGAGCAGACCCUGGCCGGGUGCCCCGGUGAUGGGCUCGCAGCACUGUGCCGAGUGCCAGGACACACAGCCUCCCCGCAAGAGCCAUGACUGACCUAACAGUCAUCUCGGUCCGUUUGCUCUUCGGGGUGCUCAAGGAGUCUGACAGAAUGUAUAUGUACAAUGCUGUAUGUAUUACCAGCCUGCUUGCCUGCUCAUGUUUCUCACCUAUUCCCAAACCCCAGGGAAAGCCAGUGCUCCAAAGCAUUCCUGAGACGGAGUAAGAGGCUGCAAAAACAAGCACUGCCAAGGAAUCUUCUGAUUGUGUAUAAAGGUCAGGCAAAGGCACUUCCUGUAUUUUUGCAGACACAUGGUGGUCCUGAGAGAUAGCUUGAUAUUUCUGCCGAUUUGAUAAACCCUUAGAAAUACAUAACUGCACAAGUACACCAUUUCCUUCCUCCGCGCACAACCGUUUGUUGCUAAGGUUCUGGUACAAUAGCUUCCACUGGCUUGAUUAGCGAGCCUGCGCUCUGAAAAAGAGCGAUGUUAGUGUGUUCAACCACCUCAGAGCUGUUCCUUUUGUGUAUUUAACCGCAGUCGCUCAAUUUAGUCAUAAGAGUGAGUGUUUUGUUGCUUAUCUCUAUUGUUUUUCACUUUAGCAUUAUCCAGAUUCAUUCUGGCUAUGCAUUAUCAAUAGAAAUAUCAAGUAUUUUCUUUUAAUACAGUGUGCCUGCCCGGUUGCCAGUAAUAGGAAAAUCUGAAGGCUGAGAUUGCACAAAAACAUCUAAAGGCAGAAUAUGAAGGUUAUCAGAGUGCAAAGAUGUCUUUGAUAGCAAAAUUUGACCAGCAGGAUCCUUGGUGAAAAAAAGACUUUGGAAAACAACCAACAAUUUAAGAAGCAUCUGUUUCUGGCUGUCCAACUUGCAACAUCUCAGAGGAGCCCAGACUGAGAUGGAAGGUGAUCAGCGGCAUCCACAGCUCAGGUCCUUUCUGCCUCCUUUUGUCCUUCUCUUCAGGGUACUUGCUGAUAUUAACCUUUGCUAGUCUGUGCUAAUAUUUAGCUUUAGAUAGAGUUUGCUGCCCACUGCAGGCUGCAUUUCUGUGGAAUAAAGAGGUCUCAUAACAGUAUGCCAGGCACCUCAGACUGGCGAGGGACUUUGCAGGCACCUUUAGCCUUUUCGUAAGAUCUUAAUAAUUUACAGUCCUCGGGUAAAGAACAAGUAAUAACAUACAAAUCGGAGUAGCCCAUUUGUAACCCCCAAUAUCAGCCUAACUUUGUCAUGUUGGAAGCUCUGGGGGUGAUAACUGGGGGAUUUCCAGCUUCUGGGACACACUGCAAGAAAAUAAACAAGGAACUUGACAGUACUAAUGCUACUUUUUGCUUUUCCCAGGAGGACAAGGCAGAUGAGAUUCAAGUAUUUCAGGCUUUAAUCAGAAAGUUUACCAAACAGAUGGUUGGGAUCACAUGGUCGUGAGCUGUGAGUCAACAGGGAUAGCAGAACAUCUUCUCUGCUGCGAAGUUCAGAAUUCAGACCUCAUCAGGAAACCCAGCUCCCAUUGAAAUCAGUGGAACUGCUGCAAACUUGUUGUUUGCUUUGGCUCUUCCUUUACUUUCUGCCUCCCGGAGCUGUAAAGUCUGCUGCUGGAUCUCCUUCACCUCCCCGGCGAAGGGGUCUCCCUGCAGCAGCCCACGGGUGCGGUGCGCCCCUCCGGCCCCCACGGGAGCACGAGAUUGCCACGGUUCGCGCUGUGAAGCUUGCUGCGCUGCCAAUGCGAAGUUCAGGGUUGCUGCUUACGCGGAGGCCGGAGCGGUUGAUCUGGAGGUUGGCAAUGUCAAGUCUCAGUCACCAGCAUGGUACGGCGAAAGGGCUUUCUGCAGAAGCCCCAGAGGCUGUGAGGCUGCUGACUCAGGCAUCAGUGACACAGCUAGAAGACAGCCUACCAAAGGGAAAAGCAACCGUGAACACUGACAGUUCCGACCCUGCUUCACCGUCUAACCUCGAGGCAAAGGGAAGAAGGAAGGAGACAGCCCAGGGAUCAGAAGACGACCCCAGCUCUCUGGUGAUGGCAUGGAUCAGACACUUUUCCAGCAGCCGUUUUACCUACCUCUCAGUCCUGUCACCGUCCAGUAUCCCCGAAGUGCCAAGGCACAAGACUGAUGCAGAGCCGCUGUUAGUAACCCAGCCAUGGCCGGAGAUUCUAGGAUCUUCAUGAACCAGGACAUGGACAUCGGAGUUACAUCUAGAGAGCCUAAGAAGAUUCCCAAACAGGCUCGAGAUGAUGUCCCCAUCGCCACUGACCGAACCCGCCUCAUAUCAGCAGAAGGUAAGAAGCCACGACAGCGUUACAUGGAAAAAAGCGGCAAGUGCAAUGUGCACCAUGGAAAUGUCCAAGAAACCUAUCGAUACCUUAGUGACCUCUUCACUACGCUGGUGGACCUUAAGUGGCGUUUUAAUCUUCUUGUCUUCACUAUGGUCUACACCAUCACUUGGUUGUUUUUUGGAUUCAUCUGGUGGCUCAUUGCCUAUAUCCGGGGAGACCUGGACCACCUUGAAGAUGAGAACUGGAUCCCCUGUGUUGAAAAUCUCAGUGGAUUUGUUUCUGCAUUUCUGUUUUCUAUCGAGACUGAGACAACCAUCGGGUAUGGCUAUAGGGUCAUAACGGAGAAGUGCCCCGAGGGCAUCGUACUGCUCCUGAUCCAGGCUAUUCUGGGCUCCAUUGUCAAUGCGUUCAUGGUGGGAUGCAUGUUUGUCAAGAUCAGCCAACCAAAGAAGAGGGCUGAAACCCUCAUGUUUUCUAACAACGCAGUGAUUUCCAUGAGGGAUGAGAAGCUCUGUCUCAUGUUCCGGGUUGGAGACCUCCGCAAUUCCCACAUUGUCGAGGCUUCCAUUAGAGCCAAACUGAUUAAGUCCAAACAGACCAAAGAAGGAGAGUUUAUUCCCUUGAACCAAACAGACAUCAACGUGGGAUUUGACACUGGAGAUGACAGAUUGUUCCUGGUGUCACCCCUUAUCAUCUCACAUGAAAUCAACGAGAAAAGCCCCUUCUGGGAGAUGUCCCGCACCCAACUGGAGAAGGAGGAGUUUGAAAUUGUGGUCAUCCUGGAAGGAAUGGUGGAAGCAACAGGGAUGACUUGCCAGGCUCGCAGCUCCUACAUGGACACCGAGGUGCUGUGGGGACACCGCUUCACUCCUGUCCUCACCCUGGAGAAGGAUUUUUAUGAAGUCGACUAUAACAGCUUCCACAGCACUUACGAGACCAACACUCCCGUGUGCUGUGCCAAAGAGCUGGCCGAGUCUCGCCGGGAAGGCCAGCUCCUCAGCCACCUCUCCAGUGCCAGCCUCCUGAGCGGAGGCGGAGAAGCAGAGGCAGCAAAAGAGGAAGAAGAAGAAGAAGAGGAAGAAGGUGGCAGGGAGCCAGCAGGAUUGAAUGGAGCCAAUGGGACAGCAGGAGAGGUGAAAGAAGAUAUGCCUGUAUAACACCUGAACUGCUGGACCAUAGAUGCCCACGUACACUUACUGGGAGACUGUGGCUGGCGAGUCAGGAAUUAACUAAGAGUCAGAGAGCUGAGAUUCACGUCCAGAUCUCUGUUGCCUGCUGCUUGAUCCUGGCGAGUCACUGCACAGCACUGUGCCUCAGUUUCCCUCCCGUUUUAUCUGUACAGUGAGGUUCUGAGCUUUGCACUCAUUUGCAAAGCAUUUUGAUCCAUAUGGACAAGGGUCACAUAAUAUCAUCACUGUUAAAAUUUAAAUUCCCAUUAAAUUGUUUGUUUCAAAAAAUAUUCAUUGGAUGGUCAGAACUCUUCCCCCUUGACAGGCUAUUUACAAAGCAAAAGUUCAGAAUGUCCCAUCUCAGUAUGAAGAAUGUGGUUUCAUACCUUCACUUAAUUUGUGAGUCAAUGUAUUGUAGCUAUUGUUACUGCUAAAUUAAAAGAAGAAGAAAAAACCCUCUUUGGUAUGUAGCAAAGUCUUUUGCCUUCAUGAAAUGUAUUAGAUUUUAGUGUUUUCCUUCAAGAUCACAGUAAUUGUGAUUUAUUUCCUGCAAAAUGUCUUGAUAUUAAGUCCAGGUUGGAUGUGGCUUUGAGCAGCCUGCUGUAGUGGAAGGUGUCCCUGCCCAUGGCGGGGGGGUUGGACCUAGGUGAUCUUUAAGGUCCCUUCCAACCCAACCCAUUCCAUGAUUAACAAGACAACUUUCCCUGCAAGCCUUUAGCAUGUUUUUCCAAUGUUUUUGACUGUCUUCUCAAACAGAAGUGCUGACUCUGUGUACUCUUUUCAUGGACUCUCUGACACAUUUCAUAGGCUAUCCAUGGUGAGAGAAAGUUUAGAUCUUGCCCCAGUGAAGGUUUUUUUUUUCUGUCCUGGAUGUCCCAGUUCCAGUUUCAGUUGAUGAUUUAAAAAAAAAGUCAAUAUCCAUCUGGGAAUUUGAAAUGUUCUGGAAUUUCAGACGGAGUCCCUGGAGUAGGUAGUCUGGCUAAAUGAGAAUUUGCAAAAUUCUCUGCUCUUCUGCAAAGUGCGUAUUUAUUUAGGUGCUGAUGGAUGCUAAUGGGAACAUGCACUGACAUAAGUGAAGCCAUCUGUCUGGUCAGGCUAGUGCAAGCACGUCAGUCGGUGUCCAAAAGCAGGAUCGGUUCCCCACUUCUGCCAGGGACAAGCAAUAACAUCUCUGGAGGUCUAAUGUUAACCUGCCAGUAACUUUUUCAAGUGAAGCACCAAACUGAGUUAACAGUUUCGGUCUUUACAAAGAGGUAAGCCUAGAACCAUACUUCCCCAAAGAGGAUUGUCAUGUCUAGAAAAGGGGUGAAGAAAACUAGUCUGUGAGAUGAAAAAUUUCCAUGAAUUUGCAGAACACAGAGAAAGAAUGGCCUUGGUGAAAAGCUCUUCCCUUACCCCCUAAAAUUUGGUGGAAAAAAUAAGAUACUUCUUAAAGAAUAAAGAAUUUCUUCUUUAUCAAAAUGGAACGAAGAACAUAUAAUAUGCAAGAUUUGUUUUCCAUAUAGGAAGGACUGUAUGUGUAUCUAUGAAAUAAAUGUACAUUGUAGAAGGGAUGGAAUGAGCCACACACUAGGGACCUUUAAUAUGGUUUUGCCUCUUGAUAUUAAAAAAAAAAGAUAGAAAGCAAUGAUCUUAUCGACAUGUAAACAAAGAGGAGAAUACUAUCUACAGGGGUCAGAGAUUCUAUUUAAUUAGAAACCUAAUAUUAUAAUGUAGAUAGAAGAGGAAUUGGUGUUUCUUUCUGAGGGUUUUGGAAAAAUGAGUGUGAUGUGACUGUUGUACUUAAUAUCACGUUAAGAGCCAGCAGUCAGCUUGGCCCGCAGGAUAUAGGAAUUACCAUUAUGUUAUAGAGUAAGUUUUGAAGUGAAGUCACUUCAUUUGAAAUGCUCCUCAGUUCUAGAAAGCAUUUUGCAGAACUGAAGCAAGUAGAAUUUUUGAAAAAGGACUAAUUUUAGUUUUUCUGUUCAGCUCCUCUUUUUCCAUAUUAAAUCUCAGAGGAACAGAGGGACGAAAACAGGGAGGAAAAUGGGGGAGGUUUCUUGUAAGGGUUUGUGGUUUCCUAGCAGGGUUUGUUCUUUUUCCAAGACCCUCACUUCUCACCCUACCUCUGCAAAAUAAUUACGUGUCAAAAUUGUUUUUCAGAAUUCUUUUAUUCUGUAGCUGAAGUGAACUCCUAACAUAGGGGAUAGCAAUGGAAAUGAAAAAUGUAACUGAUCUAUGCAAGUCAGAGGCAAUUUCAGCCCCUCAAACAGGUGUUGUAUGAGUUCGACCCAACCAGCUGUCCUGUCCAGCUCAACCCAACCUGAGGAGCGGGCUUGCUGGGUCCCUUACGCGAUGCCAGAGAUAGAGAGCUUGGAAAACACCGCUAGAUUGCCUCGGCACCUUGAUUCCUCAUUGUUGUCACUCUCCAGAGAGAAGCUAGCCAUCUUCAAACACCCCAAAAGUUAUUUCAUCUUCCCAUUGCCCUCGAGAUUUCAUCACACAAAACUGCUCUUCCCUUACGCUGUCAAGUCUGAGAAAUCAUCUACCCGACGUGUUAGGAGCUUUUGUUGUUGCACAUGAGAUGCUGCAAGCAGAGUAACUGCUGAAUGGUGGGUAGCGGAGCGGGGUGCCAAUCUGUUGCAGUGAAGUAAGACAAGGAGUGUGUUCCUCCCCUCUUGAGCAGAGCCCUUAAGCAGCUGUGUACUCUGUUGGCUUCACAGAAUAUUUCUGUGUUUGGAAUUUGCAAAUACGCUCUAAGUACCUUGGUGAAUCGAUGCUUCAAACAGCGCCAAUGUGAGCAGUAGCGAAAGAACUUCCCUGAUUUCUGUAGAACAGGAGAAACAUCCUUGCAGGUUUUUUAAUAAACUGAGCAGAUUGGGAGGAAGAUAUCCUCCAGUGCUGAAUGCACCUUGCAUUUGAUACACAAACAGUGGGGAACCUUAUUUUGUGUAUAUAUUUUUUUUUAAUUUUAUUUUGUAUUUGUGUAGCACGGCAAUCAGCUAUGUGGGUUUUGGUAAUGCAAUCAAGUUGUACCCUCUCCAAAGCAUUUAGGCAGGCCCCAGGACUGUCCCAUAUUCUUCUUUUCCUGUAACGUAUCCCAAAGAGAGUUUUAAUUCAGCAAGCCUAUUGAACUUUUCUGGAAGGGAGAGAACGUCUUCCAGAACUGUCAUCUUUGAAAAUUUUAUCAG